GACAGCACAUGUUACAUUGACGUGUGUUGCACACAAACUAGCAUUUUUCCGUUGCCAGUAUAAUCAACUUCAUCGCACGGAGUUUGAAUCGAAAUAUUUGGAAAAUUUCUGACUUUUGUAGUUAAAAUCAAGUUCUUUAUCAAUAAGGCACUGAUGCAAGAUGCCACUGAAGAAAAAUCCCUCUUUCCAGGAGGAGCUUUCAUCCAAACUGAAAGAACGAAAGAGACGAGGACUUAGUACAGGUUUCACUUCAGAAUCUGAAGACAGUGACGAUGAUGAUGCGCUUGGAGGUCUCAGUGAUGAUGACAUCCUGUCUCAGUUCACCUCCAAGAACUCAAAGAAGCCACAACCAUCUCAGUCCAAACCGUGGGAGCCACCUUCCACUAAACAGAGGCCGUCACCUUCACCAUCACCUCGCUCUCUGACUAAAUCUUCCAGCGAUGCCUUCCCAACAGCUCCUCCAAGAAACAGAGGUCUAUCUGGAAGUGAGAGUCCAAAGUCCAGGAAGUCAGCAGGUUCACCAGAUCCUAUCAGGGCUCUCCUUGGAGAUGACAAUGGCACAAAGAAGAAGCCUCCUCCCAAGCCGAGUCCAAGACUACGUUCAGGGACCACAGACUCGUCUCCACGAUCAGAGGAUGACUCCCCUAGACCUCAACCAAGGCCAAGGAAUAAAGGACCAUCAGAGAUUGACAAAUUGCUCGGCAUUGCUUCAUCCCCAGAGCCAGAGAAAAGAAAGAAAUCCUUGUUUGAUGAGUAUGAUGAGAGCCAGGGACCUAAGGGUGGUUCUGGUAAGCAGCCACCUAAACCUAAGGACAGAUCAAAAUCUCCGCUGAUGGACAUGUCAGGGCAAAGAGGAAAGUCCUCUAAGACUAGAGGUGGAUCUCCCGAAAGGAAAUCGCCCGACCUUGAUGACUUGUUAGGCAUGAAGAACAAAAGCAAACAAGGGAGGGCUUCACCAGAGCUGAAGCCGAAAUCCAAGAGUAGGAGCGGCUCUCCAGAGAGACAAGCUAGUAAGGCAAUUAAUGAUCGGCGGAAAAAGGAUAAUAAAUCUCCCGAUCUUGAUGAUUUGUUGGGUCUUACAGACAAGAAGAAAUCAGAAAGGGUUUCAAGUAAUUUGAAGCCCAAGAUCAGGAGUGGAUCACCUGAUAGAAGGGGUGGGGGAGCAAAUGAUGAUCAACGGAAAAGAGACAAGUCUCCAGAUUUAGAUGACCUUCUGGGAUUAAGGAGCAAGAAGAAUCGAAGUCCAUCACCAGAAAGGAAUCGUGGUAAGGAGCCUAGAUCAGAGAUAGAUGAUCUUCUAAGUGGUCCGUCGUCCAGAUCAAAACCCAGGAAACAGAAAGGACUAUUGGACUCCUCGUCGGAUGAAGAUGAUGAAGUGUCCAAAGUGAACAACAGGUUAGGUUCCAUGAACCUGAAGCAGAAAGGAGGGUCAAAAUCAGCUUCUCCUAAACCGAAAAGCCUUCUGGACACCCUUGCAGAUUCUGAAGAAGAGGAUGUUAGCUCCAAACGUGGUAGAAGUAGAAGGUCACCGUCUCCUCAAGGCUUUCCACCAAAGCCAAAACCUAGAGUGCCGCAGGACAGAAAAGACACAAAAGUCAAUGGAGAGACACCUCAAAAGUCAGACGACUCCAGAGUUAAAUCUCGUAAGAACCGAAUACCGGGUCUGAAUUCGGAUUCUGAUGAUGACAAUAGUCGGGUCUGGUCCAACAAGAAAGGCAAGCAGAAGCAAUCACUUCUGGAUGUUUUAGAUGAUGAACCUGUAAGAAAGAAAGAUAAAAAGAAAGCUAGAGGAUUGCUUGAUGAUAGUGAUGAUGAUAGCGACAUGGAAGAUCAUCCUCCAAAGAUGACAAAUAGGCGACCUAAGGAGGGUUAUCAAAGUGAUGGAGAAUCAGAAAAAGAAAAGAAGAAAAAACCAAAAGUUCACAAACCAACUCCUACCAGGCCCAAGUCAGCUGCAGUGGGCUCUCUCAACUCAAGCUUCAACUCCGGCGAGAUGAUGGCUACACUCGGCUCAGCGGGAGGGGUGCAGGAUUCCUCUGCUAUCAGACAGGCCAUCUAUGAACAAUGGCGGGCAGAGAAAACAGAGAGACUGAAGAAGCAGAAGAAGGAAGCAAAGAAGAGGGAGGAGGAAGAGAAGGAGAAGAAAGUCAAGGAAGCUGAAGAGAAGAAGUUUGAAAACAUGGCUUCUUUCAAGGCUUGGCAGGAUUCCAAGAAAUCGGUGUUGUCAGACCAACGCAAGAGAGAGCUCAAGAAACAAGAGGAAGAACGGCGCAAGAAGGAAGAAGAAGAAUCCAAGAAGUAUGACGCUAAUAAGGCCUUUGAGAUGUGGAAGGCUGAUAAAGAUGAGGUUCUCAUCGACAAACAUCGGAAGGAAAAGAAAAAGCAGAAGAACCUGGAAGAAACCAAAAUCUAUGAGAAGGAGAACAAAGAAAAAGAUGCCAAUAGCGCUUACAAGAAAUGGAAAUCCGUCAAGGACGACAAGCUGCACGAUGCCGAGAAGAAGAAAAGACGAGAUGAGCAGCUGAAGAAGGAGAUGGAGGAACGGGAGAGGAGAGAGAAGGAGAAAGAUAGCCACAUUGCCUAUGAUGAAUGGGAGGAGAAACUCCAGAGAAGGAAAGAGAGAGAAAGGAGGAGACUACAAAACACUCAGCCUAUCUCAACAACUCCAUUUAGACCUAGUGGGAAGACUAUCCCUUUCAGAAGAUGAAAUAAGUAUUUAGUUGCUUGUAAAAAAAAAAUAUAUCAGAAAGAACUCAAUGUAUUUUUAUGCCUCUGCUCGAAGGCAUAAUGUUUUUGGAU
Molecule: messenger RNA, 2799 nt
Organism: Lytechinus pictus (painted urchin)
Lineage: Eukaryota; Metazoa; Echinodermata; Echinoidea; Temnopleuroida; Toxopneustidae
Product: ABC transporter F family member 4-like
Exons: 8
Coding region: 161-2707 (848 amino acids)
Biological process (GO): mitotic spindle assembly; mitotic cytokinesis; regulation of mitotic cytokinesis
Cellular component (GO): astral microtubule
Molecular function (GO): microtubule binding
Source: RefSeq, a predicted model, not a curated record